CUUCAUCUCUCCAUCGCUGCGCUGCUGCUGGCUGCGCCAUCCUGCACCCAGACUCCAGCACCCGCGGGACCCCUGACUCCAGCUGCAGGGACCCUGUCCCAGUGAGACCGCAGGCAUGUCAUCCGAAAAGUCAGGGCUGCCAGACUCGGUCCCUCACACUUCUCCACCGCCCUACAAUGCCCCUCAGCCUCCAACCGAACCCCCAGCCCCACCCCCAUCGGCAGCCCCUUCCUCUCACCAUCACCACCACCACCACUACCACCAGUCUGGCACUGCCACCCUCCCACGCUUAGGGGCAGGCGGCCUGGCCUCUUCAGCAGCCACGGCUCAGCGUGGUCCCUCGACCUCCGCCACGCUGCCGAGGCCCCCCCACCACGCCCCGCCCGGCCCUGCGGCUGGGGCUCCCCCACCGGGCUGCGCUACCUUGCCCCGCAUGCCGCCCGACCCUUACCUGCAGGAGACUCGCUUCGAGGGCCCACUUCCCCCGCCGCCACCUGCCGCCGCCGCCCCGCCCCCACCAGCACCGGCCCAGACUGCUCAGACCCCCGGCUUCGUGGUGCCCACGCACGCGGGGGCAGUGGGCACGCUGCCACUGGGGGGCUAUGUAGCGCCCGGAUACCCCCUGCAACUGCAGCCCUGCACUGCUUAUGUGCCAGUCUACCCAGUGGGCACGCCCUAUGCAGGCGGGACUCCAGCGGGGACGGGAGUGACCUCGACUCUCCCCCCACCACCACCGGGCCCAGGGCUGGCCCUACUGGAGCCAAGGCGCCCGCCGCACGACUACAUGCCGAUUGCGGUGCUGACCACCAUCUGCUGCUUCUGGCCUACCGGCAUCAUCGCCAUCUUCAAGGCAGUGCAGGUGCGCACGGCCUUGGCCCGGGGAGACAUGGUAUCGGCCGAGAUCGCUUCACGCGAGGCCCGGAACUUCUCUUUCAUCUCCCUGGCUGUGGGCAUCGCGGCCAUGGUGCUCUGUACCAUCCUCACCGUAGUCAUCAUCAUCGCAGCGCAGCACCACGAGAACUACUGGGAUCCCUAAAAACUCCCCCAUUCCGGCCCCAUCCUGCGCCCCUCGACUUCCCAGGCGCGUUCUGCAGUCAAGCUGCGGACCCAGUGGGUGCCCUGAACACCCGCCUCUGGGGCCGUCGCACGUCGAUACAUCUUAAACUCCGCCUCCAGGGAAUCUCUCGCCUUUUGAGCAAGCUCCGAAUUCAGUUCCUCAGGAACCCCUCCAAAGCCCACACCCCCAGGGACGCCGCUUUCUGGGGUCCAGACCAACAGCUGGGUCGUCUGUUGCUCCAGGUUCCCACCCCUUCAAAGUACAGCGCCACAGGCAGAGCGCCCUUGGUCUGGUCCCCAAAGACCCGUCUCCUCUAUAGGCUCCGCCCCUGCUCUGAAAAAACCCCGCCUCCAGGUCGGCAGGCUCCGCCUUCUUUCUUCUCCGCGGGGUGAUUCAGUCCAGUGAUUGGGUUUGUGGCUUCAGCCCUAGCCCACCGACAGACAGAUUCUUCUCUCUCUUCGGGCAAAAGGACCGAGCCUCGGGGUAGCCACGCCUCCACACGCGCUCCCUUUUUUGCAAGUAUGGGUUUUGUCCCUCCUCCACCCAGGUCUCUGCCUAUUUUCUUGCUGAUCCCAGAGCCUGUCCUUUCGUUGUUUUUGGAAUGACAGCUGGGGAGUUCCUGACUUAGGACCCUUCUUCCUGGGAUAAAAAACAUGUCCUGUUCUCUGUAAAUACUCCCUUCCACCCAUACCAACCCUUGGGCAGCCGGCUGAAGGGAAUACAGGAUAUGCACCUUCCAAUCAGGGAAGAGAGCCAGCCGGCUCAAGCGUCCCCCUGGCAGCCCCGCCUUGUUCUGAUCUGUGUGUGAGUGUGUGUGAACUUCUGAAAGACGCUAUUAAAAAAAUUUAGUGGAUUU
This is a messenger RNA of Otolemur garnettii (small-eared galago), 1913 nucleotides long. RefSeq names its product proline rich transmembrane protein 1 (gene PRRT1). The transcript has 4 exons. Lineage: Eukaryota; Metazoa; Chordata; Mammalia; Primates; Galagidae. Bases 116 to 1036 code for a protein of 306 amino acids. The record is from RefSeq and is a predicted model, not a curated record. Gene Ontology annotation, cellular component: membrane.